GAGAGUCUGACGCACAGCCGCAAACAGAGGUUCUGAACCCGGCAGAGGAUCCACCGGAGACACCGGAGACACUGCGGAGGCUUUGUGUUUCUCCCAGCCGCACACUGAGGGUCUGAACCCGGCUGGAUGUGCGGACCCUCCCCGCUGUCAGACCCCGGACCCCCGUCUGCUUCGACCGGGAUUCUGAUGGGGUGUUGAUGUGAUUUCUGGAAGAAAGUAAACCGCUUUAAAACUCACCGCCCGGACACCGUGAGUCUCAUCUCCAUGUGUGCCCCCACCUCCCUGUAGCCCCACCAUGUCUGCGGCCCCCCGGCCGGACGGGGACCCUGCUUGGGGCCUGGAGGCUCUGGGCCUCAGCCCAAAGGAGUUGGUUCUGGCCGAGGCCCUUCAGAUGGAGUACGACGCUCUCUCCAGACUCAAGCAGGACCAGAGCGGCUCCGAGACCCCUGCCACGCCCCGGCCCCAUCCGGGGGGCGGUCUGCUUAGGGGCCUCUCUUGUUCCGACCCCUCCCUCACCCAGCCCGGAGGCUCCCAGGCUCCUCAGACCCCCCAGGGGCCCCUGUACAUCCUGGACCGCCCGGGGGCUACCAAGCUGCGGGACGCCCCCCGCCCGGGGCCUCUCCCUAAAGACGACAUCCCCCCCGCCCUCCCUCCAAGAAACCCCCUACCCCCCCUGCCGGUGCCGGGCUCAGAGAACCCGUUCCUGCCCCCCCGAGGGCCCACCGGGCCCCGGGACGUCAACUUGUUCACUCCCGACGUGGACCCCCCAAAAGUGGGUUCGGGGGGGCUGAACUACGACAACAUCAACGACUCGCUGUCCCGACUCAACGGGGGCCGGCAAGGGCCGCGGGGCCGCAGGGCCAACGGGGACCAAUCAGGGAAGCCCGUGGCCCGGAGUAAGACCCUCCCCCCUCAAGUCCCACCCCGGACCUACGCCCCCGUGGCCCCAAGCAAGAGGGGCCAGCGGCGCGUCUCUGCUGACCCGGUGUCUCUGGGCUCCAGGACCAAUGGGUUUGGAUAUGAACUCUUCCAAGUUAGUGAAGAGAGAGACGAGGAGGUGGCUGCUUUCUGCCACAUGUUGGACGUGCUGCGCUCGGCGGACCCCCACACUGAGCGCAGUAGGAACGGUGGUUUUGUGUGGGCGGGGUCGGUGGGGGGGGAGGAGCUGCAGCAGGCGCUUGGGGUCAGUGUUCGGGUCACCGUCUCUAGCCGGCACUUCAGAGAGCCGCUCACCUUCACCUGCGACGGCUCGUCCACAGUGGACCUGCUGAUCUAUCAGACUCUGUGCUACGCUCAGGACGACCUGGACGUGGACGUGGACGACUACCUGCUAAAGGUGUGCGGUCAGGACGAGUUCCUGCACAACUCUCAGACUCUGGCCGGGUUGGAGUUUGUUCAGACGUGUCUAAAGUUUGACUGGGACGUCCGACUGUGUCUCACCAAGAGGACAUCCAUCAACACGGAGCUGUCCCGCACGAAUGCGGACGACGAGACGUUGUCCACCAUGAACCACAGCAUCCUACUGCAGGAGCGUCCAAUCAGACAGACCGUCACCAGGGAGGCUCUGACUCUGCUGCUCGACACGUUCCACAACGAGGCCGAGUCCUUCCUGCUGUCGGAGACGGAGCUGCCGCUGCACGUGGAGCGUCUCGUCCAAUCGGUGAAGGCGCUUUGCAGCUCGCUGGCGUCCGUGGAGACGCCCGACGUGACGGCGGCCCUCAGCCAGCUCCCAGCAUGCCCCUGCCGUCUGCAGCCCCGAGUCCUGAAGGAUGCAUCAGUGCUGGCAGUCAGAGAGAACAGAGAGAAAGUGGUGGAGAAGUUGACGGCGGCCAUCCUGGACCUGGUGGAGCUGUACUGCAACACCUUCAACGCCAACUUCCAGCCAGCGGCGCCGAGCCGCGGUUACACGGCGACGCUGCAGGAGGCCGGCCUCGUCAACAAUGUGCUCGCCUUCAACGUGCACGCCGCUCACCGCAUCCCCAUCACCUGGGCUGCCAGCUACGAGGGCUUCUUCCUGUCCUGCUCUCUGACUCACGGAGGGGCGGAGCUCUGCGCGCCGCAGCACACCAGCAAGCAGGCGGUCAGCAAAUACCUGUUCCACCUGGUGGUGUGGGACCAGAGGGUGUGCUUCCCGGUGCAGAUCAACCAGCUGCCCCGGGAGUCUCAGCUGACCGUCACGCUGUACGCCAGCUCUCUGCCGCCCCCUGGAGGAGCCGAGGAGAAGGGCAGGCAGCGGCGCAGCAUCGAGGCUCUGGGCUGGGUCACCAUGCCGCUCUUCAACUUCAGACACGUCCUGACGUGUGGCAGGAAGCUGCUCGGUCUGUGGCCAGCAGCCCCGGGGAGGACAGGAAACGCUCGGACGAGUUCGCCGAACUUCAGCCAGCCGGACAGCGUGAUCCUGCAGGUGGACUUCCCCACCUCAGCCUUCGAGGUCCGGUUCAGCACCCCCCCCCCGGCAGAUUUCUGUCCUCAGUACGAUUUCUCCAGGCUGGACGCCAUCAGUCAGAUCCAGCUGCAGGACGUCCUCCACAAGAAGGCUGUGUUCUGGCUGACGCUGGAGGACCGGCGCCUGCUGUGGGAGAAGAAGGCGUUCUGUCAGGCUGAGAGUGCGGCGCUGCCUCUGGUUCUGGCCAGCGCCCCCUGCUGGGAGUGGUCCUGCCUGCCCGACAUCUACGCCCUGCUGAAGCAGUGGGCCUGCCCCCCACACCUGGACGCCCUGGGCCUCCUGCACGCCACGUUCCCAGACCAGGAGCUGAGGAGGACGGCGGUUCAGUGGAUGGACUCCAUCACAGACUCAGAGCUGCUCGACUUCCUGCCUCAGCUCGUACAGGCUCUGAAGUACGAGUGUUACCUGGACAGCGCUCUGGUUCGGUUCCUCCUCCGGAGAGCCAUCGGGGACGUCCGCAUCGCCCACUACCUCUUCUGGCUGCUGAAGGACAACCUGCAGGACAGUCAGUUCAGCGCUCGGUAUCAGCACCUGCUUGCCGCCCUGCUGUGCUGCGUGGGUCUCGGUCUCCGGGAAGAGUUCGACCGGCAGUGCUGGCUCGUGUCCGUCCUCGCUCAGGUGGCUCACAAAGUCCGGGACGCCUCUCCGUCCAGCAGACAGUGUGUGCUGAAGGAGGGUCUGGAGGAGAUGAAGCAGUUCUUCUCGGUGAACAGCAGCUGCAGACUCCCUCUCAACCCGGCGCUGCUCGUCAAAGGAAUCAACAUCCAGUCAUGUUCGUUCUUCAACUCCAACGCUGUUCCUCUCAAACUGUCCUUCCAAAACCUCGACCCGCUGGGAGACAACAUCAACGUCAUCUUCAAGUCGGGGGACGACCUGCGGCAGGACAUGCUGACCCUGCAGGUGAUCCGCAUCAUGAACAAGAUCUGGAUCCAAGAGGGUCUGGACAUGAGGAUGGUCAUCUUCAAGUGCUUCUCCACCGGCAGAGGCAGAGGGAUGGUGGAGAUGAUUCCUCAGGCCGACACUCUGAGGAAGAUCCAGGUGGAGCACGGAGUCACCGGAUCCUUCAAAGACCGACCGCUGGCCGACUGGCUGCAGAAACACAACCCCACUGACGAGCAGUACGACAAGGCGGUGGAGAACUUCAUCUACUCGUGUGCUGGCUGCUGCGUGGCCACCUACAUCCUGGGUAUCUGCGACCGGCACAAUGACAACAUCAUGCUGAAGAGCAGCGGUCACAUGUUCCACAUCGACUUCGGGAAGUUCCUGGGACACGCGCAGAUGUUCGGGAACAUCAAACGGGACCGCGCCCCCUUCGUGUUCACCUCCGACAUGGCGUACGUGAUCAACGGAGGAGAUAAACCCUCCAGCCGCUUCCACGACUUCGUGGAUCUCUGCUGCGAAGCCUAUAACCUCAUCAGGAGACACACACACCUGUUCCUCAACCUGCUGGGGCUGAUGUUGUCCUGUGGGAUCCCUGAGCUCUCUGAUCUGGAUGAUCUGAAGUAUGUGUACGACGCUCUGAGACCUCAUGAGAGCGAGGCCGACGCCACCAUGUACUUCACCAGGCUGAUUGAGUCCAGUCUGGGCAGCGUGGCGACCCGUCUUAACUUCUUCAUCCACAGUCUUGCUCAGAUGAAGUUUUCCUCUGAGGACCGGCCCUCCCUCUCCUUCGCCCCCCGAGUGCACACCGCCCAGAUGGGGGGCGGGCUGCUCCGCAGCCUGUACGUCUGCAGGCACCUGCGCACCGGCAAGGGCUACGUGUUUGUGGUGAAGGUGGAGCGUGAGGGUCAGCAGGAGGCGCUGCUGCUUCAGAGAACAUUUGAAGAGUUUCAUGAACUCCACAACAAACUGAGACUCAUGUUCCCCUCAAACAAACUGCCCAGCUUCCCGAGCCGCCUUGUGAUUGGUCGGUCUCGGGGGGAGGCGGCAGCUGAUAAGAGGAGAGACGAGCUGAAUGGCUACGUGUGGCACCUGAUCCACGCUGCACCUGAGGUCGCUCAGUGUGACCUCGUCUACACCUUCUUCCAUCCUCCCCGAGACGAGAGGCCAGGACACACAGCCAGCAAACCAGAGCUUUCCUGGUCUCCUGCUGCAGGUACAGCACUUGGGGAGGUGAAGCUGUCGAUCUCCUACAAGAAGGACAAGCUGUUCAUCAUGGUGAUGCACAUCAGAGGCCUGCAGCCCCUGCAGGACGGCGCUGACCCCGACCCCUAUGUGAAGCUGUACCUGCUGCCGGACCCCAUGAAGACCAGCAAGAGGAAGACCAGGGCCGCGAGACGCACCUGUAACCCCACAUACAACCAGAUGCUGGUGUACGAGCGUAUCCCACGGGGGGACCUGGACCAGAGGGUGAUCCACCUUCGGGUCCUGGGUGAUGGGCCCUUCUGGGAGACCUCAGUGCUGGGGGAGGCCUUCAUCCCUCUGCGGGGCCUUGUGCCGGGGGGGCACUGGGUGGACUGGCACCCACUGGGAGGCUCAGACCCUGCCCACUGAGCGCCGGACUAAAGGCAGAGAGGAAGAGUUCUCCUUGGAGGACCAGACACAAAGGAGGUCCUUUCAAAGUAAAAGCCCUGUGGCUGAUCCUCUGAGAGCAGAGGUUGAUUUGCUUUUUAAAUCUUAUCGUUGAUUUUAAAUUCAAAGUUGAUUUUAUUUCUCAUCAUCAGGUCCUUUAAACUUCAAACAGCAUACAGAUUAGUGAGAUAAACUUCAUGGAAACUUGAGAUUCAACAGUUUUAACACAAAAUAUUUUUACUAAUUUAAAUGAAGACAGGCUCAGACUCACAGGUUUAGUUUCAGACUGACUUUUAAGUAUGUAAAUCACUUAGAUGGAAAAGAUGCAACGGCGUGUUAGGGUCAUUUAAAGUGGAAUAUAGAUCUGAUUAUCUGACACUGAAGUUGUUGUAUUUACAAGAUGAAACUCCAUCACAUUGAGUGUGUGAAUACACAAUUAAAGUGUAAAGCUCGUGGGUAUUCUCUGAGAUUAAAACCGUUCAUUAACAAUAAAGAAACGUGAGCAUUUUCUGAUAAUAAAGUGGAAAAACUCACAAGUUAACUUCAAUAGUUCCAGACGUACAUCAAACAGUGGCCCUAAUACGCCGUUUUAAAAAGCAUCAGAGAAGUGAAUAUGAUAUUAAUUAUAAUAUUUACAAUGAAAUGUGUUUCAGUCGGCACACACAGGUGCAUGCUGGGUAACUGAGUCCGAUAUCUUUCAGCAGAAAAAGGGACGAUGAUACAUUUUAGCUGGUUCAGAAUUUUCACGAUUAAACUUGGCCUGACUUUCAUCCAGGGGGGGAACCUAACGUUUCUUUACGCUACGUUGAGAGAAGCCUUUAGCUUUAGCAUUAGCUUAGCUCCGUGUUGCUAACAGGAUUUUUUAUAGAGCGGAUGCUUUGAUUUUCUAUCUGCGGUGCAUGAGCCUGUUUGCCUUUCAGCUCGGAUUGGACGCUCAUUCCAUUCCUGAUUUUAAACAUUUUGUACUUUUCGGAUUUAUGAAGCGACCUCCGUGUUUCUGCGCUGUAGGACAAAUACAAAGGGAGGAAGGGGACCUGUAGGAGGGUCUGUACAAAUGUGAAAAUUUGAGAGGACGAGUUCUUCUGACAGAUUCAGGUGCAUACGUUGUGAUUUUUGACCCUGACACUCUCCUGUAGUUCAGCCAAUCAGACGACUUUAAGCCACAUCAUGGUGUUUCCCAUUGGUCCUUCCACAGAAAAAUAACCCUUUAUCUUAUUAAAGGGAUAAUAUUUGGACCUUUAAACACCUCACCUUGGACUCUGAGGAACUUGGACGGACACCAGAUCAUUAAUCUACAUCAUAAUCUGCAGAGUAAUUAUAAUGAAAGUGCUGUUGGUUUCAGACGUUCUUCAAGACACAGAUUCCAGGAGUAUUCGAGGCGUGUAGGUCAAAUAUAAGUUCUCAAAAACCCUCAAAAGUCUCACGUUUUUGUUUAUUUUUUACCUUCAAUAAACCUAAUUCCCUGAUCUCCUAAAGAAGGCUUAAAGUAGAGUUUGGCUCAGUGACGGUCUGAUGGAAAGCGGGUGCAGUGGAGUGGACACAGAAUGUAAGGUACACACUGAAAUCAUGACAAUGUGAUUACUAGAUUAUCCACUCUGAUUAAUGUGCAUUCAUUUCAUUCAGAAACAUGUUUUGUAUUAUUUGCACUACAAAAUAAACUUGAAUUAAAAAGAAA
Molecule: messenger RNA, 6632 nt
Organism: Eleginops maclovinus (Patagonian blennie)
Lineage: Eukaryota; Metazoa; Chordata; Actinopteri; Perciformes; Eleginopidae
Gene: pik3c2b
Product: phosphatidylinositol-4-phosphate 3-kinase, catalytic subunit type 2 beta
Biological process (GO): cell migration; phosphatidylinositol-mediated signaling; phosphatidylinositol-3-phosphate biosynthetic process
Cellular component (GO): plasma membrane; cytoplasm; phosphatidylinositol 3-kinase complex
Molecular function (GO): phosphatidylinositol binding; 1-phosphatidylinositol-3-kinase activity; 1-phosphatidylinositol-4-phosphate 3-kinase activity
Source: RefSeq, a predicted model, not a curated record